CAGGCAGUCCGAGCCCAAGAGUCGCACACGCACGCAGCGGCGGGCGGCACUGGGGGGAGCGGGGGAAACCGACGAAUCCACCCACCCACCCUGACGGCUGGCCGGGCGGGAGGGAAGACGGGCGGGCACCGACGACGGGGCAGGGUGGGUAGACGGGCGGCCGGCCCGGCUGGGCAGCACGUCCCCCGCGGGAAAGCGGGGCGAAGGAAGGGAGGCGAAACUAGGCUUGGCAGGCAGUGCCGCCGCCGCUCCCUGCCGCAGGGCUCGCCCGGACCAUGCCGAUCCUCCUUUUCCUCAUAGACACGUCCGCUUCCAUGAACCAGCGGGCGUAUCUGGGCACCAGCUACCUGGAUAUCGCCAAGGGCGCCGUCGAGCUCUUCAUGAAGCUGCGGGCCAGGGAUCCGGCCAGCCGCGGAGACAGGUACAUGCUGGUCACCUUCGACGAGGCACCUUAUUGCAUUAAGGCUGGAUGGAAGGAAAACCAUGCCACUUUCAUGAAUGAACUGAAGAAUCUGCAAGCCUCUGGAUUGACAACACUUGGCCAGGCUCUUCGAUCAUCAUUUGAUCUGUUAAACCUUAACAGACUAGUGUCUGGUAUAGACAACUAUGGACAGGGCAGGAACCCUUUCUUUUUGGAGCCAUCAAUUUUGAUUACCAUUACAGAUGGAAACAAACUGACCAAUACAGCAGGUGUUCAAGAGGAGCUUCAUCUUCCUUUGAAUUCCCCCUUACCUGGGAGUGAGCUGACCAAAGAGCCAUUUCGAUGGGAUCAAAGGCUAUUUGCCCUUGUGCUGCGCUUGCCUGGAGCUUCUUCAGUGGAACCAGAACAGCUAGGAAGUGUCCCUACAGAUGAAUCUGCUAUUACGCAGAUGUGUGAAGUCACAGGAGGACGCUCAUACUGUGUUCGGACACAAAGAAUGCUGAAUCAGUGUUUAGAAUCGCUAGCUCAGAAAGUUCAGAGUGGUGUUGUAAUCAACUUUGAAAAAUCAGGGCCAGACCCACCUCCCAUCGGAGAAGAUGGGCUUGUUGAUGCCACAAGGCCUGUCAAUUCUUUUGGUUCUCAGCCAUGGCACAGCUGUCAUAAGCUUAUCUACGUGCGGCCCAAUCCUAAAACAGGGGUUCCUGUUGGGCACUGGCCAAUUCCAGAAUCUUUUUGGCCUGAUCAGAAUUCACCGUCAUUGCCUCCCCGCACAGCCCAUCCUGUGGUGCGGUUCUCCUGUGUGGAUUGUGAACCCAUGGUUAUUGAUAAGCUUCCAUUUGACAAGUACGAGCUUGAGCCAUCACCUCUGACACAGUACAUCUUGGAACGAAAAUCACCUCAUGCGUGCUGGCAGGUAUUUGUCAACAGCAGUGCAAAAUACAGUGAACUUGGCCAUCCAUUUGGAUACUUAAAAGCCAGCACCACUCUGACAUGUGUCAAUCUCUUUGUGAUGCCUUAUAACUAUCCUGUCCUCCUGCCUCUGUUAGAUGACUUGUUUAAGGUUCACAAACUUAAGCCAAAUGUGAAGUGGCGGCAGGCUUUGGACAACUACUUAAAAACAAUGCCUCCCUACUACUUACUGCCAUUAAAGAAAGCCCUAAGGAUGAUGGGAGCUCCAAAUCUGAUAUCAGAUAAUUUAGAUUGUGGACUUAGUUUCAGUGUUAUCUCUUACCUUAAAAAACUCAGCCAACAGACAAAAAUAGAAUCCGAACGGAUAAUAGGGUCAGUGGGUAAGAAAGUGCACCAGGAAAUGGGCAUUAAAGUGAAAAAUCACUCCAGCAGCCUCUCCCUGAUUCAAAGCCGGGAUUUCAAACAGCUGCUUCAAGGCAUCUCGGGUGAAUCUCCGCUGAGGUUGCCUGAAAUGAAUGUUAAGGAAUUUGCUGGUUUCCAUAUAGGACUCUUAAACAAGGAUCUGAAGCCUCAGGCAUAUCGGAAUGCUUAUGAUAUUCCUCGCUGCAACCUUUUAGACCAGUUGACCAGAAUGAGGACUAACUUGCUGAAAACACACAAACUUAUUCUGGGCCAGGAUGAAGACUGCCUUCACAGUGUUCCUGUGGCCCAGAUGGGGAACUAUCAGGAGUAUCUGAAGAUGAUGCCUUCUCCACUUCGGGAGAUUGACCCAGACCAGCCCAAAAGGCUUCAUACUUUCGGUAACCCUUUCAAGCAGGAUAAGAAGGGGAUGAUGAUUGAUGAAGCAGAUGAAUUUGUAGCUGGGCCUCAGAACAAAAUCAAGCGUCCAGGAGAGCCCAACACUCCAGCUUCUCUGAAAAGGCGGCGCAGCAUGUCCCCACUAUUGAGACGACCCCAGUCCCCACCGGUGAUAGCCAAUCAUGUGGGUGGAAAGGGACCUCCUUUGGCUGCAGGAUCCCCACCCACCCCCAACCUCAAAGCUGUACCAGCCUUCAAAGAUGCCAACAGCAAUAUGGUCCAAGAUAGCACUGAUGAGAAGAAAGUAGAAAACUUCCAGUUGCCGGACAAGCAGGUGGAUGGGCUGCUGACUCACCAGGUUCCAUCAUCUUCUGUUGCUCUAGUGGAUGAUGACCUGUCAAAUGAUGUGGAUUCUCUGCCCAAUGAACUGAAUUGCAUUGGAGAGGAUGGAUUGGACCAUCGGCCUGUUACCAACUCUCUUGUUCGGGGACCCUUAAACUAUGGAAUGUCUGCAGAGGACCAAAAGCUAACGGCAGAGUCUUCAUCUGGAACUGUGCCAAAUUCAGUGAAAAUCACACCCAGUAUGUUUGAAGGGAACAAUGAAGUUGUCAAAAUCAAAGUAAUGAAGGAAGUUCGCAAGCCUGGAAGAAAUUAUGAAAAAAUCUUCUCUCUCCUUGAAGAAGUACAAGGUCCUGUGGAAAUUCAAAAAUAUUUCAUCGAAUUUGCUAUCAAGGAAGCAGCAAGGUUUAAAAAACGGGUCUUAAUACAACACUUAGAGAGAAUACUAGAGGAAAUAGAGUUCAGCAACCUUCCCAACAGAGUUAAUCAUGUCAACAGUAGAUAAUAGUGAGUCGGCCAGACGAAUGCACGGACCAGGGAGAACGAGUUUGCUGUGUCGCAGAGGAGUGGAAGAGGACGUGGCAGCAGCUGCCCCUGGCACCUUGGCAGCCAGGCGGUUUUUCUGUUGGAAUCUGAAAAGAAGGGGUGGAGUUUUUACAUUUGAGAGCCUGUCUCACCAAAACUGGGCUGUGACCCUGAUGGAUUUGCUGCAGAAGGUGUGGCUUCCUCCCUCCUCCCCCCUUGGAGGGCCUGCUCUGCUCAAUGGGCUGAAGAAAAUACCCAGUGCUGCCCCCUCCUGCAGGUGAUCAGAAUUUUCUCAUUUGAACCUUUGUUCUAAGACAUUGUGACACCGCCUUAGACAGCAGGCCGAUGGCAUUUUUUUAAAAAAAGGCAUAUGUUUUAUCUUCACUGUUGUUGGAGAGACCCUUUAAGAAAAAGCAGAGGGGAGAGAUUCCCUCCAUGGUGGUAGUGCAUGUUAUCACUACAGACCCGAAGGCAAAAUUUUCUAAGAAUCACUAGCCGAGCCUGAGUUUUCAGGGUAGACUUGAGAGUAAAGCAGCUGCUAGACUGGGUUGAGGAAAGCUUAACACGAGCCCCGUGACUACUAUCUCUGGUAGCCACUAAGCAACCUACCUCAGCCUCUCUUCUCUUUUGUCUGCAGACAUUAUGAAAGCGCACCCGAGGCUCCCCAGGUCCAGACUUCAGUUCUCUUUCAUCUUGUGAGGAGGACGGAGACUCUUCACGUGGACUUGGCUUUGGAAGCGCUUAAAGGAAACUUUGGGGUUUUUUGUGUUUUGGGUUUUUUAAAGAAAAACACAACCCUUUCUCUCCCCAAAAUCUAUAUAUAUAUGUAUUUUACUUUUUAAAGAAUUCAUAUGAAAUUAUUUUGGACAGUGUUCAUCAGAUCCUUAAUUUGAUAUAACAGAUGGUGUGUGUACAUGUAUAUAUACAUAUAUAUAUGAGAGAUUUUUUUGAGCACUUGUAUAUAAUAAAAAUCAUUUUAUGAUUUUCUUA
Messenger RNA from Sphaerodactylus townsendi, 3982 nucleotides. RefSeq names its product integrator complex subunit 6-like. The transcript is spliced from 18 exons. Gene Ontology annotation, cellular component: integrator complex. The record is from RefSeq and is a predicted model, not a curated record. NCBI's taxonomy places the organism in Eukaryota, Metazoa, Chordata, Lepidosauria, Squamata, Sphaerodactylidae. Bases 276 to 2972 code for a protein of 898 amino acids. Gene Ontology annotation, biological process: snRNA 3'-end processing.